Messenger RNA from Trichosporon asahii var. asahii CBS 2479, 1023 nucleotides. RefSeq lists its product as uncharacterized. Gene Ontology annotation, molecular function: pantothenate transmembrane transporter activity. The transcript has 4 exons. Gene Ontology annotation, cellular component: plasma membrane. The record is from RefSeq and is a predicted model, not a curated record. NCBI's taxonomy places the organism in Eukaryota, Fungi, Basidiomycota, Tremellomycetes, Trichosporonales, Trichosporonaceae. Gene Ontology annotation, biological process: pantothenate import across plasma membrane. The coding region runs from base 1 to 1023 and encodes 340 amino acids.
AUGGGUCUCGUCGAGGCCAGCACAUACUCUGGCACGCAGUACGUGAUUGGGGCCUGGUACCGGCCCGAGGAGAUGGGGAAGCGCACGGGUCUCUUCGCCGCGAGCGGGAUGGCGGGCACCAUGUUCUCGGGCGCGCUCAUGGCCGCUAUCAACUGCACGCUGGACGGGCGGAGGGGGUUGCCCGGGUGGAAGUGGCUCUGGAUCAUUCUCGGGUGCAUGACUGUGCCCUUUGGGCUGGUGGGGUAUGUCGUCUUCCCCGACUUGCCCGGGACGACGAGGGCGUUCUGGCUCAGCGAGAGCGAGAGACGACUCGCUGUCGAGAGGUUGCCGAAACCGCCGGAGAGGAGCGAGGGGCACAGGCUCGGCAUGGAUCUCGCAAGGAGAGUGCUGCUCAGGCCGGAAUUCUACACCCUGUCCCUGUUCUGGGUCAUUGGCGGCGCACUCGAGGCCUUCAGCACGCAGUCCUGCAUGCUGCUGUGGAUGAAGGCUGUGGGCCGCUUCACCCGCGCACAGAACAACACGUACCCUCUCGGCGUCACUGCCGUCGGCAUCGUCGCGACGCUCCUGACUUCGGUCGGCAUAGACGCGAGCGGGAAACACAUGGUGUGGGGUUUUGCGGCAUGUGCGCUCCAGAUCGCGGCGUGCGGGAUGCUCAUCGCGCCGCGGCUGAGGGAUGGGGCAGUGUUCGCGGCGUACUCAUACAUGAUCCAACCCGUGUGCUUCACGUGGGCGAACAAGAUCCUCCUCCGGACCGGAGACGAGGCAGCGAGGGCUGUGACGCUUGCUGAUGCCAGGUUCGCCUUCUGGGGUAUCGUCCUGUAUCCCGUGCCAGACGCGGAGACCUUGUUUCGCAAAGGCACGAUCGCCAUGUUUGUCGUCAGCGGUCUGCUUGCCCUCUGGAUCGUCGUCGUGUGGUACCUCGAGAAAUGGGUGGUGCGGCGAGUCCCGCCGCCGAAGGAGGAGCCAGCGAUCGAAAUCGAGAUCCCUGGGAAGGAUUCCGAUCUGUCGAUUACCAAGGUGUAG